This is a messenger RNA of Diachasmimorpha longicaudata, 3336 nucleotides long. Its product is annotated as SAP30-binding protein-like. Gene Ontology annotation, cellular component: nucleus. Gene Ontology annotation, biological process: regulation of DNA-templated transcription. The record is from RefSeq and is a predicted model, not a curated record. Bases 663 to 1676 code for a protein of 337 amino acids. The transcript has 2 exons. Lineage: Eukaryota; Metazoa; Arthropoda; Insecta; Hymenoptera; Braconidae.
UCACAUUUUUAUGGAGCACAAAAUGGCGUCCGGAAACGUUGAUCAGUAUCGUACGCUUAGUGUGUUUUUAAUUUUCUAAAAUUAUUUCCACGAGUCAAGUAACAAAUUAACAUCACUGGAUAAAUUCAGUGCUUCAUCAAGUAACCAACAUACCAUUAAUAUCCAACCGAAACCUCAGUACUCGUGAAUAAUACAUGAAAUACCUAGACAUUUUCCUGUAACGUUUUGAUUUCGUAAUCCAGCGAAACAGUGUGGACUAAAAAUCAUUGUUAUUCCGUGCUAGUGAGUAAAAACAAACGAUCCGGACGAUUUAGUGCCAGACAAUCUAUGGAUUAGCCCAGUAGCUGUGAUGUUCAAGAACCUUAUGGAUUAAGCCUCAGCACCAAUUUAACGUGCUUGGAAUAAGAGAUCAAUAGAUAAACAUUCCAGUGAGGGGCAUCUUCAAUUACGAUUCGAGCACAAACUGGAAAGAAUUAAUGUCAAAAAAAAACACUGACCCCUUGAUUUUUAUGAAUUUUUUUUACUUCCUCAAGUCAAUUCUUUCCACUAGUUUCGUUCGUAAUUGAGAGUCCAAAAAAAUCAUCAAGAUACAACGGUACACCGGUGAGUUCCAACACAAAAUAUUGAUUGGUAGCUCAAAGGACACUCAAAGCCAACUAACAAUGUCUGUACAAAGUGUUGCUCUGGCAUCUCUAACGGCCACCUACACCGACUCCGAGGGUGAGGAUGGUGUGGAUGAAGAACAGCAGGAGAAUGCAAAGGCACCCAUCGGGGCUGGUCCUCAUAAUUCCCAAGUCGGUCAGCCCCAGGGUAUCAGCAGUCCCAAAUCUGGUAGAUCAGCAUCAAAUAGCCCCAACGUUGACACCAGUAUUGGGAGCAAGACAGUAUCAAUGUUGUCAAAUCCACCCAUCCUAGUUACCGAUGUAACGUCCAAGGUCCAACGUUUAGUUUCAUAUUUUGAUGACAGUCUUGUCUCCGAUGACGAGGGUACAGCGACAGUUAAUAGCGAGGUGGUCAAUGUACAUCACAUGGAAAAUGGCCUUACCUCGAUUAAACUAGAGCCGUCACCCUCGAUACUGGGAGAAUUAGUUUCAGAUGCGGUUGGUGAUAAUGAUGGUGACAUUGAUGGUAUCACAAUACCACCGGAACCAACUGGUCAGUGUCCAAUUGAAUUGCAGGAUAAAAUAACUGUACUUUUUAGGAAAAUGGAGAGCGGUGGUUUGGAUAUGAAUAAAUUAAUACAACUCCGAAAGGAUUUUAGAAAUCCAUCGAUUUAUGAAAAACUUAUACAAUUUUGUAGUAUCAAUGAAUUAGGUACUAACUAUUCACCUGAGAGAUUUGAUCCAUUCAAGUGGGGUAAGGACUCCUACUACGAGGAAUUGGCCAAAGUACAGAAAACGGAGAUGGACAAGCUCGAAAAGGCGAGAAAGGAGAAGACGAAAAUUGAAAUAGUCUCCGGUACAGCAAAACGACCCAAUAGUUCGACAACGACCGCGGAAGACGAUGCCAAGAAGAGAAAAAGCAAGUGGGAUCAAGUUGCCACUGGUACAACAACAACCGUCAAACCUACAAUGUUGUUGUCACAACCGACCUUAACUACACUCACGUCAUCAGCAUCUGGACAAAAACCCACUGUCAUAUCGGCGUUUGGUUCGUUACCAAAGAAAAGACUGUAACAUAUACAUUAUCUGCUUAUCACUAAGAUUGCUAAUAUUGUGUACAUAUAUACAUAGAGAUACUUAUAUUGUAUAUCCCAUGAUGCCAUUUUUUUUGUACUCAACGUCUGAAAGUCGAGGACGACAGGGGAAUUUUCAAUCAUUAUUUAUUUUUUCAAAGCCCUCAAUUUGAUAUUAAUGUUUUGCAGAAUUUCUUUUUUUUAUUAUUGGGUGGAUUUAGUUAAUUGAUAUUUGUUUUGUGUUGACACAUUCCAGUUUCAGAACAGGAAGAUUGGACGUUCUUUGGCUAUUGACUUUCAGGAUAUUGAUUAAUUGCUCAUUCAUCAUUGGUUACUGCAUGAUUUAUUGUCAUCUUAUUUUAUCGAUUGUAAAUGAAUAAUUAUGAGUAAUAGGAUUAUUUGAUUUGAUUAUUGAAGUCGAUGAUGGGAGAAAGGGAAAAUUUUUAGGUUGAGCAAUGCAAGAGUCAAUAUCUAUUUGACCUCUGAGUAGCGGAUAUGUCAUUGCUGUGGAUCAAUUUGAUUAAAUUUUCAUUAUUGUAUUUUUUUGUAAAGUAACUGCAGGAAAACAUGCAAAAUUACAAUCAAUUCUGCGAAGCAAUGAAGGGAAACACAAUUGAUGAAUCAAUAUAUUUUUUCAAAAGACGACAAUUGCUGUUGCAUCCGAGGUAUUCUAUACUGCCGUACUAUGUUGGAUAAUUGUUGAUGCAAAUAAAUUCAUUAUUGGAAAUGAAAAAUAUAACGAGAACAACAUUUUUAGCUGUCUCGGUGUUAUGACGGCCCUAGGACGUACUUUGUCGUGUGAUCAAUGUUCGAGAGCAUAAAUCAACUCUUGUUUGUUAAGAGUUGUUGUACCUCAAUUUUUAAUGGAAAUUGGCAACUCCACAAUUUUUCACCUUAUUCAUCAUGAUCUCAUGUUUUAUAGUUAUCUAGUUAAUUUUAUUUAUGCUGAAUAUUGAACAUUGAUUAGCCUCAUUGAUAAGCUUUCAUUUGGAUCGAAAAACUGACCAUGAGAAAUGCAAAAUUAUAUCGAAUGCCAAUUAUUGGAAGGUGAAAGAAGAGCAAUGGGUGCAAUUUGUAGUUGGAAUUUAGUGCAAAUGUUAUUGCGUUUCUCAAACAAAACCUCAAUUAAUGCAGAAACAAUGAAAUUCAUCAAAUCCUUGAGUCUAGUGGAAAUGUGCGGUGAGAAACAGCGUAAUAAUUCUGUUUGUUGUGGUUAAUGGAUAGAACAAAAAUUUGUGGAGAAAAAAUUGAGAAAUGAAUAUGUAGUUUUUACUGUACAAUGUUUCAUUGAAAUGUUAUUGCCUGAGCACGGAAAUGCGCGAAUCUAUUGAAAUUAAUGCCGCUAAGACAAAAUUGUCCAAAAGAACUUAUUUAUUGAAAGUGUACAAUGCAUUAGGAAAGCGGUAUACCUAAAAAACCAUAAACUGCAAUUUUUACAUGAGAUUAAACGUUGACAAGUGAAAUAUUGUGGUGGAAAACGCACUGUGUUACGGGGACAAUGAAAACUGCACAAUUUGAAAGCAAUUAAAUUGUAUGUGUCACUGAUUUCUGUGUACUCGAGUGUGAGAAACGAACGAAAAAAAAGAAACUGAAAACAAAAACAAAAAAAUCACUUCUAAAGAGAACAAGGUGUAUAUAAAAUAUUUUUAAAUAAUGAAAAA